AUGAAGUGGUUUAAUUUGUUCCUGCUGCUCAGUGUUUUGGCCCUUGUGGGUGGCAUUGGAUCCAUGGCAGCCGCCGAGCCGCUUCCUCAGCCGGGACCAGAGCCAAAGGGUCGUCCGAACACCACUCGUCGUCCCAGGACCGAUAACAUUGAAGAUCGACGCUAGCAAACCCAGCAGGAUGCUCCUGUCAGCUGCACCCAACAGGAGCAGACUCGCGAUGCACGCACAAAUGUUAUCAAGGUGAAGGUGAAGUGCUUUGGAUUGGAGAAAAUGCAAUUUGUUGAAGUUUUACUUGUGUAAUAUUUGAAAUAAACGCACUUGAACAUUA
Messenger RNA from Drosophila sulfurigaster albostrigata, 328 nucleotides. RefSeq lists its product as uncharacterized. The transcript has a single exon. The record is from RefSeq and is a predicted model, not a curated record. Lineage: Eukaryota; Metazoa; Arthropoda; Insecta; Diptera; Drosophilidae. The coding region runs from base 1 to 165 and encodes 54 amino acids.